UAUCAUCGAUUCAGAUUUUUAUUUUUACUAUAUUCUAGAUCUACCUAUAAAUAUAUCUUCAAACUUCCUCUGGUUAAGUUCAUUCAUAGAUAGGUGAGUAAACUUGAGCUUCAGCUUCAACAAACACCUUAGUUUGAAGACACAAUUCUCUCAUACUAAAAAUAUGGAAGUUUACCAUGUAAUUAGAGAUUUGGUCUCAUUGCUUGUUGUUGGUUUAUUAAUGAUAUGGGGAUGGAGAGCUUUAAACUGGGUAUGGUUGGCCCCAAAGAGGCUCGAAAGGUGCUUGAGACAACAGGGUUUUGCAGGGAAUCCUUACAGGUUCCUUUCUGGUGACAUAAAAGAGCUCUCAACUAUGAGCAGACAAACAAGAGCCAAACCUAUGCCUCUUAGUGAUGAUAUUGGGCCUUAUGUUGCUCCUUUUCUUCAUCAAACUGUCAACCAGUAUGGAAAGAAUUCAUUUACGUGGAUUGGUCCAAGACAAAGGGUGAACAUUAUGGACCCUGAAAAAAUAAGAGAAAUAUUUACCAAAUUUAAUGACUUCCAGAAGGUGCGUACCAAUCCACUGCUUACUUUGCUUGUAAGCGGCCUUGUUAACCUCGAAGGAGACCGAUGGAGCAAACAUAGAAAAAUCAUAAACCCUUCAUUUCAUCAAGAUAAGUUGAAGAAUAUGUUGCCAGCAUUUUAUCAAAGUUGUUGUGACAUGUUAAGCAAAUGGGAGAAGAUGGUGUGUACAGAAGGAUACAGUGAGUUAGAUGUGUGGCCUUAUCUUGUAGAUUUGACAAGAGAUGUGAUUUCCCGAUCUGCUUUUGGAAGCAGCUUCGAAGAAGGCAGACGAAUUUUCCAAUUACUAGAUGACCAACUCGUUCUCAGAAUCAAAUUACUACAAACUGUUUACAUUCCAGGAUGGAGGUUUUUGCCCACAAAGACAAACAGGGAGGUGAAGAUGAAACACAAAGACAUAAAAGAGUCGCUCAGGGAAAUGAUAAAAAGAAGAGAGCAGGCAAUUAAAGCAGGGGAAGAGAGCAAUGAGGACUUGUUGGACAUACUUGUGGAAUCCAAUAUCAGAGAAAUGGAAGCAAAGAAAAAGGGGAUGAGCAUUGAGGAUGUGAUUGAGGAAUGCAAGCUGUUUUACUUUGCUGGCCAGGAGACCACUUCGGUCUUGCUGGUGUGGACUAUGGUUUUAUUAGCAAGGUAUCCCGAUUGGCAAAGUAAAGCAAGAGAGGAGGUUUUGCAUGUUUUGGGUGACAGUAAACCUGAUGCUGAUGGCCUUAAUCGCCUCAAAGUUUUAACAAUGAUAUUGUACGAGGUUCUAAGGCUGUACCCAUCAGCGACUGAGCUAGGACGUUCCGUUCCAAAAGAAAUAAAACUGGGAAAUUUGUUGUUACCAGCAGGAACAGAAAUUUCGGUUCCGAUCCUGCUGAUCCACCAUGACAAAGAUCUUUGGGGCGAUGACGCACGGGAAUUUAAGCCAGAGCGGUUCGCGGAAGGGGUUUCCAAAGCAACAAAGAGUCAAGUCACGUUUCUGCCAUUCGGAUGGGGUCCUAGGAUCUGCAUUGCCCAGAAUUUUGCUAUGAUGGAAGCCAAAAUGGCGGUGGCCAUGAUUCUCCAACGCUUCUGGUUCGAGCUUUCCCCUUCCUAUGCUCACUCUCCUUGCAGCAUGGUGACUAAUCAGUUGGAAACAGUUAUGUACAAGGGCUGUUACAAAGUGUUAAAUGCGACUAUUCAUUUGGAAUCGGUUACAUACAAGGGGCUAUUACAUUAUUUAAAGGAGAGCAUUAUACAUCAUUUAAAGGAGAAUUUAAAGCUUUUCCUAAACUUUUUGGCUGCUCAAGAAUGAAAUCUAAGCAUUCAAGCUUAUUAAAUCAACUGAAUUAGAACAUUAAAUGAUCUUAUUGAUAGUUGCUGUUAUUUAGGCCUAGAAUUUCAAGAGUUUGUGCUUAGUGACUAAGUUAAUUUCAGCUCAUUAUUAGCUCAUUAAGCUGAACAAAAGUGACUAUUCGGCUAGGCCUCAUUUAGCACUAUAAAUACUUGUAAUCAGCUCAUUGUAAAAAAAACUUUUUGCUGAAUUUAUGCUAAAUUUGAAACUUGUGAGAUUUCCAA
Molecule: messenger RNA, 2100 nt
Organism: Gossypium raimondii (Peruvian cotton)
Lineage: Eukaryota; Viridiplantae; Streptophyta; Magnoliopsida; Malvales; Malvaceae
Product: cytochrome P450 72A397
Exons: 6
Coding region: 164-1837 (557 amino acids)
Molecular function (GO): monooxygenase activity; oxidoreductase activity, acting on paired donors, with incorporation or reduction of molecular oxygen; heme binding
Source: RefSeq, a predicted model, not a curated record